CUGUAGUGGAACAUACAGCGCUAUAAACGUGGAUUUGAACACCUAAGCUUUAAAACAUCGCGGACUAGCGGCUUGUGUGAAACUAUUGCACAUCAUUAAAAUAAGCGUGACAUUAAAUAAAGAAACAAAUGAUUCGUAUUAUAAUUCCAUCAAAUUAGAAUUUACAAGAAGUUAGAAGAAUACUUAUAUUUUGAUUAUGAAGAGGGUUCCGUGAAUACUUUCUGUGUGAAAACAUCCAGACCACCGAGUAAACCACUGCACAGUUGUCGUAUCUGUGGAAAUAUUGAGCAUCUGAUGUUUUGUCGUCGGCUGGCAAGUUAUCUAGACGCAAGUGUAGCAUUUCUGUAGAUAGAUUGGAAGCAAAGCAAACGCGAGUGUUUUUAUUAACAUGAGACGCAACAUUUUAUGAUAAUUAUAUGCAGAAUAAUUAACCAAAAAUACAACAAUUAUUUAUUGGGAUACGAUUAAGAUAAGCAGAUAUUGAGAAAAUACGUGAUAAUACACAUUUGUUUGGCAUAUAUUUGAAGAAGGGAAACUGCGUACCUCGCGUGUAUACAACUGUGUUCAUCUAACAGGAACCACUGAACUGUGUUUGGACUGCAUUUGAAUACGUUUUAACUGUUAUCGAUCAAUCUUCUUCAAAAUGGUUAAUGUUACGAUGAUCGCAUUUUGUAUGAUCGUUUGUGUCGUGGCCGUCUCAGAGUGUGGUGCGGGCAAUAUUAAAAUAAACGACGCCCCAGAAGAGGUGAAACUUUCAAAGGUUCAAGAAGAAAUGGAAGAGUUUCAACAUAAGACGACUGUACACCACUUUGCUCGUCACGGCCUAUGCGCUCACAUCCAAGGCAAAAUGAAAUUCUUCAAGGCUUUGCAGAAGCAUUUUAUCGGCAUCUCAGAUCAUAUGAGGGUAAAUUUUAUCAUGGAUAUCUGUUCUCAUAAGGAUGAAAUGCUGGACCUAUGGGUCAAAGAAAUCUUCGACAUGGAUGGGGAUGGCUACAUCUCACAUUUUGAGAAGGGCCUGUAUGACCACAUCAACUGAGACUGUGUAGCAUGGCAACGGUGAUCAUCAAUAACCGUACUGGUGCACAUUGUAGACUUGAUAACGAUUAAGCGCACAGUUCAAUUUCGAAGUGUACAUGUAGAUGACAAAACACUCCUUUAAGAUUGAGCUUUGCACCUCUCGGUUAGUACGAAGAUGUAAGUUUGGUUCAGGAACAUCCAUUCAAAAAUAAAUUUUAAAAUUGUAUGAACAGUCACAUAGAAUACUGUAUUUACAUGAAUAAGUUCCAGACCUUAAUAUGCAUGCGUCUUAAUUAUAAAAGAAAUUGAUCGAUAUUAUUUAUAUUAAUUUUUGUUUUUUCUAGUCAUAAUUAUUGGUGUUAGUUAUUGUAAGUCUGUAAAUUAAACGAAAUGUAUUUGCUACAUGUAUAUGAAUAAAUUAUGUCGUCGAAUAGGGCCUAUUUAUUUCUGCUAUAUAAAAUGUAACUCUAACAUUUAUACUGAAAUCACGAACAUGCACACAAUCGAAGAGAACGUUGUCUUGAAAUAUCAAUACUUACGUUUGACCCUGUUUAUGUCGAUUUAUUCAUGUUACAUAGUGAGAUUAUUUAAAAAAAAAUGUUUGUUCAUUGUGUAUUUUAUUAUGCUUUAUUUAUGUAUAAAUUUGCAUAAAACCAAUUGUUUUUGCAAACAUCAGUCGAAUAUUGUUUAAAAAUAAUACGUUUUCACUUAAUCAAAUCAAUGGUAUAUGUUGUUCGAUGUGUUUAAUGAAUCGUAUACGACAAGCUGAAGGCUACAGUCAUAACAUUGCGCAAAUUUCGAUGCAAGAAUAACAAUACGAUAAUUGCAAUACAACAUGACCAAUAGAAUGAAUAUAAUACAAUAAUAAUAAUACAGCCAUUUAUCUUCUGACAAUGUAUCUGGCGUUUCAUUAUUAUUUAGGUUGCUUCUUCUUUCAUAAUAUAUUGUUUAUUAGCUAUAUGUUUUCUGUUUGUCAUACUUAUUUAUUGGAAAUAGUCUUUAAUCGAUGCGGUAUUGUGAUAUUCUUGUAAAAUGUUUAUGUCCCGAAAUAUCGAUGUAAUUGUUGCAACACAAUUAUGAUGAUAAAUGAUUUUGAAAUAAAACAACAUGUGAAAUGUCGGUAUUUUAAGUGAAUAGUAAUGUCUUAUAUAUAACAAGUGUGAUACGUGAUCUAAACUGUUUAGUAUGUGGUCUAAUUGAUAUAUAAUUUAAUAAACGCAUUAAAUAUUUUAAUACAUUAAUCUUUGUUUACUAAAAAUCGAUAUAAGUGCAUAAAUCAUUGUCUUGUUUAUAAGAAAUUUAUUUUUGAUGACAUGCUUAUAUAUUCAUAACGGGUUAUUUUCAUGGCUAUUAAUCCAGUGUCAUAGUUGACAUAAAACCAGUGGACAACAAAUACGACAUAGAAACCGUCUCAUUUUUAUACAUGGAAUAAAUUUAUACAUAGUC
Dreissena polymorpha is the source of this 2463-nucleotide messenger RNA. RefSeq lists its product as uncharacterized. The record is from RefSeq and is a predicted model, not a curated record. The transcript has 4 exons. Bases 644 to 1036 code for a protein of 130 amino acids. NCBI's taxonomy places the organism in Eukaryota, Metazoa, Mollusca, Bivalvia, Myida, Dreissenidae.